Messenger RNA from Sungouiella intermedia, 387 nucleotides. Lineage: Eukaryota; Fungi; Ascomycota; Pichiomycetes; Serinales; Metschnikowiaceae. The record is from the annotation of a GenBank genome assembly.
AUGGACAUUUUACGUGGAAUCCCCAACGAUCAGGACGAAGAAAUCAGCAAAAGGCAUCUCAAUACACUCGUUGUGGAGAACAUAUCGGCAUUCUACUGGAAUCUUGCGACACUUUCGUCGCAAGAGAAAUUCUCAUGGUACAAGGGUCUCAAUAACGAAUUGGCGCAAAUACGUAAAAGAUAUGGAUGCAAUGUGUUGGUAACCGGAUGGGAUAUUGAUUUUGAUAGAGGAUUCAAUGCUCGACGAGUAAUUGAGAAAGCUCCGGUAGCGCUUCAAGAUCUAACAUAUCUUCCUGGCGAGUUAUUCUUAGGAGCCACUCGAAUUAUACAUUAUGGGGAAACAACUUUGCACUUUCGAGAUAAGAAAUGGCGUGCAAUCGAUGAAUAA